AUGGGCGAACUUCAGUGGAGCCCAAAGAAAUCAAUUAUUUGGGCGAAGACUUAUAAAAAUUGUACGCAUACUUCGAAACAUUUCUCUUCAAUAUUCUAUCAAGCCUUAAAGAUGGAAGGUAGAGAAUAUUGGAUGUACAAUAGUAGCGUCGUGCGUACUUCCGAAAUAUAUACGAAAGGCGUUUCUACUUUUCUUAAGGUUGCUGAAGCGAAUCGGAGGAAUGUUGGCUCCAAAGAGAUUUGGUGUCCUUGUAUGAGUUGUAAAACUUUUCAAAAAUUCGGAAAUAUUCGUGAUAUAGAGUAUCAUUUGCUUGCAAAUGGUUUUAUGCCUAAUUACACUUGUUGGUCAAAACAUGGGGAAUCACGGAUUGAUGGUGCCACAACAUCGACUAAUAUAGACAAUGAGGAUAAUGAAAAUCUCUUAUAUGAUGGCAAUUUAAACGUUGAUGAUUUAAAUGAUGACGAUUUAAAUGGUGACGACUUAACAGAUGACACUUUAAAUGAUAAAAACUUAGAUGACAUGUUUAAGGAUUUAGAGAAUGAUAUCGACGAUGAUGAUUAUAUAAAAUUACAACAUCUAAUUGAAGAUGCACAAAAACCAUUAUACAGCGAUUGUGAGAUUUCAAAACUUGAAGCUGUGUUGAAGUUAUUUAACUUGAAAGCAAAAAACAGAUGGAGCGAUACAAGUUUCACAGAUCUAUUAGUUGUUUUGCAUGAAAUACUUCCGAAAGAUAACGAGUUACCAAUUUCAUUUUACCAAGCCAAGAAAAUGAUGAAUCCAAUGGGAUUGGAAGUGGAAAGAAUACAUGCAUGCCCGAAUGAUUGCAUCUUGUAUAGAAAUGAGUAUGAGAGCAGUCAUAAAUGUGUUGUAUGUGACGAAUCUAGGUACAAGAGAAAAAGUAAAACUGGUGAAUAUCAUAAUGAUGUGACGAAAAAUGGACCACCGGCCAAAGUAAUGUGGUAUUUCCCAAUUAUACCAAGACUAAAACGAUUAUUUUCAAACGAGAAAGAAGCAAAACUGUUACGUUGGCAUUCUGAUGAGCGUAUAAAAGAUGGGAAAUUAAGACAUGUGGCAGAUUCGAUUCAAUGGAGAAAUUUUGAUAGGAAAUUUCCAGAAUUCGGUAAUGAGGCUAGGAACAUAAGGUUUGGGCUUAGUUCCGAUGGAUUCAAUCCUUUCGGAAACGCUAGUAGUGGUCAUAGUACAUGGCCGGUUCUUCUUUGCAUCUACAAUCUUCCACCGUGGUUAUGCAUGAAACGAAAAUACAUAAUGAUGUCGUUGUUGAUUCAGGGUCCGAAACAACCUGGUAAUAAGAUUGAUACUUAUUUGUCCCCUCUGAUUGAUGACCUAAAAACUUUAUGGAGUUCUGGAGCAGAUGUGUAUGAUGCUUACAAGAAGGAAUAUUUUAAAUUGAGUGCCAUGAUUUUUUGCACCAUAAAUGAUUUCCCAGCGUACGCUAAUUUAUCAGGAUAUAGUACGAAAGGUAAAAAAGCUUGUCCUGUUUGUGAAGACGAGACAAGUUCGGUGUGGUUAAAUAAUUGCAGAAAAACGGUAUACAUGGGACACCGAAGGUUCCUUCCGCGUGGUCACAAUUAUCGGUUUAACACAAAGGACUUUAAUGGAAGUACCGAGACUGGAAAAGCACCCAAGAAUUUUGAUGCAUUUUCACGAGUUACAAAUCUAGAAACCGUGUUGGGAAAAAGAACUCGUGUAAAGCAAGGUGUUAAUUGGAAAAGAAGAUCAAUCUUUUGGGACUUACCAUACUGGAGACAUUUACAAGUUAGGCAUUGUCUAGAUGUUAUGCAUAUCGAGAAAAAUGUAUGUGAUAGCUUGAUAGGAUUAUUAUUAGACAUUCCCGGAAAAACUAAAGAUGGUAUCAAUGUUCGUAAAGAUAUGGAAGAAAUGGGAAUACGUAAAGAGCUUGCUCCUGUUGAUAAAGGUAAUCGUAUUUAUCUGCCACCUGCGUGUUAUACAAUGUCAAAGGAAGAGAAAACAAAGUUUUGUACGUGUUUACACAAUAUUAAAGUUCCAUCUUGCUACUCUGCAAACAUUGGAAGGUUGGUGUCGAUGAAAGACCGUAAAUUAAUCGUAAAUAACUUAAAGAAAACAUAA
Messenger RNA from Helianthus annuus (common sunflower), 2109 nucleotides. RefSeq lists its product as uncharacterized. Lineage: Eukaryota; Viridiplantae; Streptophyta; Magnoliopsida; Asterales; Asteraceae. The transcript has 3 exons. The record is from RefSeq and is a predicted model, not a curated record. The coding region runs from base 1 to 2109 and encodes 702 amino acids.